UAUCCUCAGCUUCGUCCAGUUGUGGGAAUUUCUGUCAGUUAACACCCGAUUCAGCCACCAGCCCACACUCAGCAUCUUUGUCCCCACAGCCUAUGGCUAAGUCUCAGAAGGGCAGAGAAGAUGGCACAGAGGGGCUGAGGAAGGCCAAGAGCCGCACGGCGUUCUCCAAGGACCAGCUGCAAACCCUGCACCAGCGGUUCCAGAACCAGAAGUACCUCAGCCCCCAGCAGAUCCGGGAGCUGGCUGCUGCCCUGGGGCUCACCUACAAGCAGGUGAAGACUUGGUUCCAGAACAGGAGGAUGAAGCUGAAAAGGUGCCAGAAGCAUAGCCUGUGGACUGACAGGGCUCAGUGCCUCAUGCAAAGUGGCUUCCAGUCAAGUACUUACCUGGACGUGCACCCCAAAUUCCACCAGAGCUACCCAAUGGGUGCAGCCAGCAACAUCCCAGCCAUGCCUCCCUCCUGCCAGCACUACGGAGCAGGGCAGAACGCUUACACAAUUGUGACCAGUGAGGAUGGAGGAGUCUUUGGCAAAGGUGGGGGCACCUGCAGAGUCCAGCAGACAGUGGGCUUCAUUGCCCAACACAAAGUAGACUUUUACCACGGCUGUCCUGGCAGUGUGGAAUACCCAGGCACAAAGACAGGUGAUGGCUGUGACUUCCACCACUCAGCCACCAUGGGGGCUCCUUUCCCAACCACUUCUAGUCACCAACUCUAUCAUUCCUAAGCACUGUGAAUAUGGGGUACUUGGG
Molecule: messenger RNA, 750 nt
Organism: Chaetura pelagica (chimney swift)
Lineage: Eukaryota; Metazoa; Chordata; Aves; Apodiformes; Apodidae
Product: homeobox protein NANOG-like
Exons: 3
Coding region: 93-725 (210 amino acids)
Biological process (GO): regulation of transcription by RNA polymerase II
Molecular function (GO): DNA-binding transcription factor activity, RNA polymerase II-specific; RNA polymerase II cis-regulatory region sequence-specific DNA binding
Source: RefSeq, a predicted model, not a curated record